GAGGACCCGUUCUCUCAGUUCACUGCAGGGCAACCAGGAAAUGGCAGAUGAAGGAAGGUGUCCGUGAGAAAAUGUGAUAAUAACAGCCAAUGUAUUUGGGGAGGGAGAAAAUCGAUUUAGCUGUGAUUUUGAAAUGCAAAGUUCUUAAAGAAGACAGGAUGUUUUUUAUGAGUUAUUGACAAAUAAAUCAGUAAGCUAGCUAGCUUACUCCAACUAGUAGGCUGAUGAGAUGAGCUACAAAGGCAUUGCGAACGUUACAAAUAAAUAUACUCAAUUCCAAAAACAUCGAAGAAAAAGUCCACAAAAGAUAUAACAUUAAAAAGGGACGUAAUGAAUAUGGAGAUAGAUGACAUGGAGGUUAGAGGUAACAGACAGCAGAAACUUUCCAAUGUACGCAAGGAAAAAUCUCGUGACGCGGCUCGCAAUAGAAGAAGCAAGGAGAAUCUACAAUAUAUAGAGCUUGCGAAGUUGCUGCCUCUUCCAGAAGCUGUCACUUCACAGCUAGAUAAAGCUUCAGUUAUAAGAUUGACAAUCAGUUUCUUAAAGUACCGAGAGUUGACUGGCAAAGAAGUACGAAAGAAAAAGAACAAGCUUGUGAUCAAGCCAGUUAAGAUUGGAAAUAAAGAAGUUUCACCAUACACAUUUGAGAAAGAUCUUGGUUUGCAUUAUUUACAGGCCUUAGAUGGCUUUCUGUUCUGCGUUUCUCAAGAAGGAAGAUUUCUCUAUAUAUCUGAAACAGUUUCCACCCAUCUUGGAUUGCCACAGCUGGAUCUGGUUGGAUCAAGCGUGUUCAAUGUUCUACAUCCGGAUGAUCAUAAAGAAUUUUCCGAGCUGUUAUGUCGACCAGUACAACCAACUGAUAAGGACUUUAUGAAUUUCGACGACUUUGAUGCAAUGACGUUCACAGAAAUGAAUCGCAAAGCAAAUCAGGGAUAUAUAUCCAUGUUUAUUCGCAUGAAGUGUGCUCUAGUAAAACGCGGUGGCUGUUACGUCAAGUCGUCCGGUUAUAAGGUUAUUCACGUCUCUGGCCAGCUUGUCCCGUUUAAAAAAGUGGACCAAAACGGCGAGCGUUCUUACGCACUGGUUGCAACAGGACAGCCGCUACCACCGCCAACAAUUUGUCAACUGAAACUGGACACGAAAUGUUUUGUGAGUCGUGUUGGAAUGGACCUUCGUAUUUCGUUUUGUGAAGGGAAAAUCCGGAAAUAUAUGAAUUUUACCGCACGUGAUAUUGUGGGUAUGAGCGCCUACGAGUUUUAUCAUCUAAAUGAUAUGAUGAUUGUGCAAGAUGCACACACCGAUUGUAUUAACGUAGGAAAAUGUGUUUCGCGUGCUUAUCGUUGGAUGAAUAAAACAGGUGGCUGGGUUUGGAUGCAGACUGUCGGGACUGUUAUUAAACGAAAUACGCCCCAUGGGGAAGAGUCGCAAAUCUUAUGUGUAAACUACAUAUCCAGUGACAUCGAGGAAAGUGACGAAGUGAUGCAUAGUAUUCAACAACAUUUUGCAGCGUUAGAAAUUAAAGAUAAACCCAGUAUAUCACAGAAGGAUAACCUAGAGGACUUUGGAGUCGACGCCACACAAUUUCCUACUCCUUCAUCCAAUGAAAUAACGACAAGUUAUUCGCCAACUGAAGCUGGCAGCACAGUGUACGACAAAGACUCGUACUUGCUCUCGCUGGAGUACGAUAAUCAGGUUAAUCUUAACAACCAGAUGAUGUCGAAUUCAAACGACGCUCAUAUGUUAGACGACUUAUUCACGCCGCAAGGUAUAUCAAUACCACCGGUACAUGAUCGCAUUCCAUCCUGGCAAGAAAGUCAAGCCAUGGACGAUGCGAACGACCUUGCAACGCAUCUAUUAAUGGCUGAAAUGGAGGCUGACAAAACCCCGAUGAAAUUUCCAUUCGAAGAUGGUCCUGUUAGCCCACAGUCAAGCUACGCUGAUUUUUCGCCCGUCACAAAUUCGUUUUCUCCGCCCAGCAAUGAGCCAACAAGCCGUGGUGUGUUUUCAAUGAAAAGCACGACUGUAAUACCGCCGUGUGGUAUGGAGCAUAUCAACCGCAUGAAGGGGACUUAUAUGGAGGAUCUUAAUCAGCUUAUUCCACCGUCAUUAAAUUCAGUUAGUCAUUCUAGUGGACUUAAUCCGAAUACACCUGGCAAUGGUAACAUAUAUAAUACACCUAUGUUUAAUAAUACUCACACUCCCUCUACGCAUUUAAACCCUAACUUUCCCGGAAUUAAAACUGAACCAAUGAUUGAAGAUCCCUUCGUAGCAGUAACAAUGAAUUGCUUCAGCGUCUCACAACCGGCAGCUUCCACCCACGAAUUGCCAAAUGUAACAGUUUCGGAACAUAAUUAUAAAUAUGGGCAUUACACUGCCCCUAAUUUAUAUAAUCAACCAAAUUUAUUUCAGAAGAACCAAUAUUCUGCCGGAGGGCAUAGAAUAAACCCGCCACCACAACACGCCCAACAACAGAGACAUAUAACAGAAAACACACCGUCUGCGGUUACUCCUAACCUGAGCUUUCCUUCUUCUAACCCAAUGCAAAAUGCUUGCUUUAAUACGACCUCGUACGGAGAUCGACUUUUAAAACACCAACAACAUAUGUUUACCUCCUCCACAUUGCCGUAUUUUUAGAAUCAUAGGUCUAUCAGGCUCUGUGAGACGCUGUUAAGUGGAAUUAACUUCGUGGACGGAGAUCUAUGCUUAUGUUCAGACUUAUGCUGAGCAGGUUAAGCGUUGAAACAUUAAUGUCGUACAAAUUCCCCUUGUUUUCAAUCUGAAGUAGUUGGUCAUAUAAACAGGGUACGCCUACCAAAUAUAAACUCGUUGUUGGUUUUACUUGCCUACCCGAUUGUUACAUCGCACUGUUUUGUUAGAAAUGAAAACGAAAACACAUUCUUAUAUAUGUAAAUAUUAUUUUUAUUUAUUAUACUGAAUAAUCACGCGAUUUUUUAGAUACAUAUUGCUGCAUCCA
Hydractinia symbiolongicarpus is the source of this 2974-nucleotide messenger RNA. Its product is annotated as neuronal PAS domain-containing protein 3-like. Gene Ontology annotation, biological process: regulation of DNA-templated transcription. The record is from RefSeq and is a predicted model, not a curated record. Bases 331 to 2634 code for a protein of 767 amino acids. The transcript has 13 exons. Lineage: Eukaryota; Metazoa; Cnidaria; Hydrozoa; Anthoathecata; Hydractiniidae. Gene Ontology annotation, molecular function: RNA polymerase II transcription regulatory region sequence-specific DNA binding; DNA-binding transcription factor activity, RNA polymerase II-specific; protein dimerization activity.